CCCGGGGCGGAGUCUUGGUGACUAAGGAGGCGGGAGGCGGAGCUUGAAUGGGACAGGGCGGGGGAAGUAAAUCAUGGUGAUGUCACACGGUAGAGGCGGAGCUUAAUGUAGGUGGGCGGGGUCGUUGCCUGGGGGUGGGGCUAGGGCCGCUGAGGCUGGAGGUGGACUGUGUGUGGCAGGAGCAGCCUUCUCCUCCCUGGGGUGGACUGAGCUCUCACGUCCUGCAGAUCCACCAGGCUUUAGCUUGGAGAUGAGACUGGGCCACUGCCGUGAGGAGAUACCCACUCUUCUCCGAGGAUGCUCCCAGCUCUUAACUGAACGGUACCUAAAUAACCCAUCCUGUCCCCUCUCUGCCGGGUCACAGGGCCCCGGAUCUUACCGAUCCGCUGACUCUGCAACUGGGGCGCAAAGACUUCUAGCCAACCGCACCCGGCUGGCUGGGACACCCUCCACCUGCCAGGUCGGGGCGGCCUGGCCCAGCGAGUUAGGCCCAGCGGUACCCACCAGAGCCCACCGCAUAAUUUAUGUGUCGCAGUGCAAAAUGAAAAGUGGAGCUCCUUGUCAAUGUUAAGCAUUACUCGAGAUGCCAACAGAGGAGACAGAGUCACCUUAAAAUCGUGGCCCUGGAGGGAGACAGCAGCCCCUGGCCCUCAGGCCUUUCUUCACCUCUGCGGAGCUGGGCCAGAAACAACAGCUGUGGACCAAGUGACCGGAGACAGGGCUGGCAUGGCUUCCGGGGUCACAGGACUGCGCUGGUGCUGGCAACUCGGGCAAAAUUGCAUUUGCGCUCAUCCAGCCCCCUCCCACACACACUCAUGGAGGCAUAAAGCUGCCCAGCCUGGCAAAGGACGGUCAUUCUGUCAACCUGCAGACAGCAAGCCGGGGCCCUCACUCCACACCCAGGUGCCAGACAGGACCCAGCAUCACUCCCUGUGACAAUGACCAUGUUCGAAAACGUCACCCGGGCCCUGGCCAGACAGCUGAACCCUCGAGGGGACCUGACGGCCCUGGACAGCCUCAUCGACUUCCAGCGCUUCCACCCGUUCUGCCUGGUGCUGAGGAAGAGGAAGAGCACGCUGUUCUGGGGGGCGCGCUACGUGCGCACCGACUACACCCUCCUGGAUGUGCUCGAGCCGGGCAGCUCGCCCGCGGACCCGACAGACGCAGGCAGCUUCAGCUUUAAGAACAUGCUGGACGCGCGCGUGGAAGGAGAGGUGGACGUGCCCAGGACAGUGAAAGUCAAGGGCACCGCCGGGCUGUCUCAGAACAGCACGCUGGAGGUCCAGACCCUCAGCGUGGCCCCCAAGGCCCUGGAGUCCCUGCACAAGGAGAGGAAGCUGGCCGAGGACCACCCGUUCCUGAAGGAGAUGCGUGAGCGCGGCGAGAACCUGUACGUGGUGAUGGAGGUGGUGGAGACGGUGCAGGAGGUCACUCUAGAGAGGGCUGGCAAGGCCGAGGGCUGCUUCUCCCUUCCGUUCUUCGCCCCACUGGGGCUGCAGGGCUCCGUCAACCACAAGGAGGCUGUCACCCUCCCCAAGGGCUGCGUCCUGGCCUUCCGCGUGAGGCAGCUGAUGGUCAAUGGCAGAGAUGAGUGGGACAUUCCACACCUCUGCAACGACGGCAUGCAGACCUUCCCCCCUGGAGAAAAGCCAGGAGAAGAGAAGUUCACGCUUAUCCAAGCGUCUGAUGUUGGGGAGGUGCAUGAGGACUUCAAGACCCUGAAAGAGGAGGUCCAGAGAGAGACCCAAGAGGUGGACAAGCUGAGCCGGGUGGGCCAGGGCUCCCUGCUCAGCUCCCUCCGCAACCUUCUGGGCAAGAAGAAGGAGCUGCAGGACCUUGAGCUUGCACUUGAAGGGGCUCUAGACAAGGGACAUGAAGUGACCCUGGAGGCACUCCCAAAAGAUGUCCCACUGUCCAAGGAGUCCAUGGGCGCCAUCCUCUAUUUCCUUGGAGCCCUAACAGUGCUAAGCGAAGCCCAACAGAAGCUUCUGGUAAAAUCCAUGGAGAAGAAGAUCCUCCCGGUGCAGCUGAAGCUGGUGGAAAGCACGCUGGAGCAGAAUUUCCUGCAGGAGAAGGAGGGUGUUUUCCCCCUGCGCCCCGAGCUGCUCUCCUCGCUGGGGGAUGAAGAACUGACCCUCACGGAAGCCCUCGUGGGGCUCAGCGGGCUGGAGGUGCAGAGAGGUGGUCCCCAGUACACGUGGGACCCGGACACGCUGCCCCGACUCUGCGCCCUGUAUGCCGGCCUCUCCCUCCUUCAGCUCCUGGCCCGGUCCCCCUAGCGUCCCUUUUCUGGCUGCUUCCGGCUUCCAGAGCCAGGACCUUAACGUCCCAGGGCGUUUUAGAGCCACCGGGUUGAAGACCCCAACAUCCCAGCUGGUCACCCACAAUAACCAACCUCCACUCCCCUAUCCUCCUGCUCCUGCCCCUCCUGCUCCACUCCCCUAUCCUCCUGCUCCUGCCCCUCCUGCUCCACUCCCCUAUCCUCCUGCUCCCGCCCUGAGCCUCCCAACCCCCUAAGCCCAUGGGCCGAUAUUAAAUCCUGUAGAAGCACUCAGCCUUUAUAAA
Molecule: messenger RNA, 2565 nt
Organism: Chinchilla lanigera (long-tailed chinchilla)
Lineage: Eukaryota; Metazoa; Chordata; Mammalia; Rodentia; Chinchillidae
Gene: Gsdma
Product: gasdermin A
Exons: 13
Coding region: 939-2279 (446 amino acids)
Biological process (GO): defense response to bacterium; pyroptotic inflammatory response
Molecular function (GO): phosphatidylinositol-4,5-bisphosphate binding; phosphatidylinositol-4-phosphate binding; phosphatidylserine binding
Source: RefSeq, a predicted model, not a curated record